CCGCCUACCGGUAUCGCUCCUGCAGCUGUGGCGGUUCUCCGGGCUCCAGGCCGCGGGUCCAGUGAGGGCGAGAAAGGGCGCGGAAAUGCAAACGAGUGAGUCAGGCACUGUUUCUACUCGAUAACGGGAGGCGGCACCGCGGCGUAGGGCUGAAUUAAAUGCAGCCCGUGCUGCGACGCCGCUAUCUUAGCGUGAGCGAGGGAAGGGUGAGGAGGAGCCAGAGCCGGGUCCCCGCCGCCAUCUCCACCAUGGAGUCCCGGGAAGACGCUCCGCGCUCUCGCCGCCUCGCCAAUCCCCGCGGAGGGAGGCGGCCCAAGAGGAUUUCUAAGCCCUCGGUUUCGACCUUUUUCACGGGCCCGGAAGAAUUAAAGGACGCGGCUCAUUCCGCAGCCUUGCUGGCACAGCUCAAGUCCUUCUACGACGCGCGGCUGCUGUGUGAUGUGACCAUCGAGGUGGUGACGCCUGGCAGCGGGCCUGGCACCGGUCGCCUCUUUUCCUGCAACCGCAACGUGCUGGCAGCCGCGUGUCCCUACUUCAAGAGCAUGUUCACGGGCGGCAUGUACGAGAGCCAGCAGGCGAGUGUGACCAUGCACGAUGUGGACGCCGAGUCCUUCGAGGUGUUGGUGGACUACUGCUACACGGGUCGUGUGUCCCUGAGUGAGGCCAACGUGCAGCGCCUGUAUGCAGCCUCCGACAUGCUACAGCUGGAGUAUGUGCGGGAAGCCUGCGCCUCCUUCCUAGCCCGCCGUCUUGACCUGGCCAACUGCACUGCCAUCCUCAAAUUCGCUGACGCCUUUGACCAUCACAAGCUACGCUCUCAGGCCCAGUCUUUUAUUGCUCACAACUUCAAGCAGCUCAGUCGAAUGGGUUCAAUUCGGGAGGAAACUCUAGCAGAUCUGACCCUGGCCCAGCUGCUGGCCGUCCUACGCCUGGAUAGUCUGGACAUAGAAAGCGAGCGGACUGUAUGCCAUGUGGCCGUGCAGUGGCUGGAGGCAGCUCCCAAAGAGCGGGGUCCCAGUGCUGCAGAAGUGUUCAAGUGUGUCCGCUGGACACACUUCACUGAAAAUGAUCAGGACUACCUGCAAGGGCUGCUGACCAAGCCCAUUGUGAAGAAGUACUGCCUGGACAUCAUUGAAGGGGCCCUUCAGAUGCGUUAUGGUGACAUGUUGUACAAAUCUCUGGUGCCAAAACCAAACAGCAGCAGCAGCAGCUGUCUUGUAUCUGCAGCAGAAAAUCCACCCCAGAGGCUGGGUAUGUGUGCCAAGAAGAUGGUGAUCUUCUUUGGACGCCCCAGAGAUCCAUUUCUCUGCUGUGACCCAUACUCGGGGGAUAUUUACAAAGUGCCCUCACCUUUGACCUCCCUUGCUCACCACACUAGGACUGUCACUACCUUGGCUGUAUGUAUCUCUCCAGACCAUGACAUCUAUCUUGCUGCCCAGCCCAGAAAAGACCUCUGGGUGUAUAAACCAGCCCAGAAUAGUUGGCAGCAGCUUGCAGACCGCUUGCUGUGUCGUGAGGGCAUGGAUAUGGCAUACCUCAAUGGCUACAUUUACAUUUUGGGUGGACGAGACCCUAUUACUGAAGUUAAAUUGAAGGAAGUGGAAUGCUACAGUGUUCAGAGGAACCAGUGGGCAUUAGUGGCUCCACUACCCCAUUCUUUUAUAUCCUUUAACCUAAUGGUAAUUCAGAACUAUCUCUAUGUUCUCAAUAGUAGGCGUAUGGUCUGUUAUGAUCCUAGCCAUAAUAUGUGGCUGAAGUGUGUUUCUCUGAAGCCACGUUAUUUUGAGGAAGCUUGUGUCUUCAAUGAUGAGAUCUACUGUAUCUGUAAGAUCCCAGUCAUGAAGGUCUACAAUCCAGUCAGGAAAGAAUGGAGGCGGAUUAAUAAUAUUCCCGUGAUGUCAGAUAUUAACAAUUGCCAGAUUAUCAGUCAUGGCCAAAAGUUGUUGUUCAUCACAUCACGGACCCGACGAUGGAACAAGAACCAGGUGACCGUGUAUGAAUAUGAUGUUAGGGGAGACCAAUGGAUUAAUAUAGAUACCACAUUAGGCGUCUUGCAGUUUGACUCUAACUUUUUUUGUCUCUCAGCUCAUGUUUAUCCUUCCUGCCUUGAACCUGGUCAGAGUUUCCUCACUGAAAAAGGUGAUUUAUGGAGUGGAUUGGACAGUGAGUCAGAAAGUAUAACUUCUUUUUCUGAUGAUGAUUUUUGGACGAACGUAGCACUUUAGUGAAAUGCACAAGAUUAGUGAAAUGCACAGGAUUAGCAAAAUAGACAGGAUUACAGGGUUUGUUGUAACUAAAUUGAAUCACUAAAUUGUCUUCACUGCUAUGGGAAAUACCUUAAAAAGAAAUCCUUUCUGUUCCUGAGCAGAGUGAGGGAGUUUAUUGCUGUAGGUUUGGUUUUAACACUCCGAAGAAAUAAAACUAAUGAUUUUCUGUGCUAAAAGUCCAAUAGUGAUUUGA
Messenger RNA from Lemur catta (Ring-tailed lemur), 2460 nucleotides. RefSeq names its product kelch repeat and BTB domain-containing protein 6-like. The record is from RefSeq and is a predicted model, not a curated record. The coding region runs from base 159 to 2225 and encodes 688 amino acids. Gene Ontology annotation, molecular function: protein binding. The transcript has a single exon. Lineage: Eukaryota; Metazoa; Chordata; Mammalia; Primates; Lemuridae.